AUGGUCUCGUUCGACAAUAAAAGUUUAUUGGAGAUUAAUUCGGAGCAAUUGGAGGAUAAAAUUGUGAUUUAUACAGCCACCGCCAUUUGGGUCGUUAUUUUAAUUCUAGGUCUGAUUACUGUAAACCUAUUUUUGUAUGUAUUAUAUCGAGGGAGGAAGACGUUUGUUGAGUACCCCUUUUUCCUGAUCGUCCGUCACCUGGUGAUCAUCAACAAUAUACACCUGCUUGCCCAGGCGACCCUGGUGCUCCCAUUAAUGGUGAUCGUCUACACCGAGGAGACGAACGGGAUCUUUUAUCUCUGGAGUACAAUUGGGACGCAAGUCACAAAGUUCACCGGUGAGGACGCCUGCCUU
Messenger RNA from Mesorhabditis spiculigera, 354 nucleotides. The record is from the annotation of a GenBank genome assembly. Lineage: Eukaryota; Metazoa; Nematoda; Chromadorea; Rhabditida; Rhabditidae.